AUGCCGGGCCCGGGGACAGACCCCGGCACUUCUGGAGCCGUAGCGCAGGAUUUGACCGCUAAGCGCGAACAUCCGCAGUCCCUGGAUUCGUCCUUCGUCGAGACGCCUGGCACAGCCGAGUCACUUCAGGGGGCUGCAACGUUCACCGUGAAAUUGAGGCGCAGACGGAAGACUUCAUCGCUGGUCUGCAGGAAGACCAAAGAAGGCCUCAAGACGACUCCGAGAAAGACCGCCUCCUCUGUCCCAGACACUGAUGCCACUUCCAAGUCUGAACUCGUCAAUGGGGCGCCACCACAAGUCCCACCGAUGUCUUCCCGGGGCUCAGUGGCUUUGGAGGCAUCUUCUCCGCUGCUAACCACAACCCGGCAGCGUCAGCAGGAACCUGCAUAUCCACUGCAGAAUCGGGGUAACUCGCCAGAAAACUGGACGGUGGAUGACGUAUCAGAGUACGUUUCCGGGAUCCCUGGGUGCGAGCGCAUCGCUGAGAAGUUCCGCCACCACGAGAUCGACGGCGGCGCGUUGUUCCUCAUCAAGGAACACCACCUCAUCAGGAUUGUGGACAUAAAACUGGGACCGGCGUUGAAGAUUUGUGCUGCCAUUGGUUCACUUCGCGAGGUGUUGUCCUAA
Molecule: messenger RNA, 627 nt
Organism: Rhipicephalus microplus (southern cattle tick)
Lineage: Eukaryota; Metazoa; Arthropoda; Arachnida; Ixodida; Ixodidae
Product: polyhomeotic-like protein 1
Source: RefSeq, a predicted model, not a curated record